Pteronotus mesoamericanus is the source of this 1086-nucleotide messenger RNA. RefSeq names its product NADP dependent oxidoreductase domain containing 1 (gene NOXRED1). Bases 1 to 1086 code for a protein of 361 amino acids. Lineage: Eukaryota; Metazoa; Chordata; Mammalia; Chiroptera; Mormoopidae. The record is from RefSeq and is a predicted model, not a curated record. Gene Ontology annotation, biological process: L-proline biosynthetic process. The transcript is spliced from 6 exons. Gene Ontology annotation, molecular function: pyrroline-5-carboxylate reductase activity.
AUGGACAUGCUAGAGGACCUUGAGUCCCUGCAGUUUGAGCACGGGAUUGAGGAGGAAGACCGCAGCUGGCUGUAUUUGCAGGGCCGUUAUCACGGGCUGCUGAUGAAGGCCUGUGCCCAUGCAGCCUUUUUCUGUAAGCUACUGCAUACUUUAAGAAAAUCAUUACACGAGAAGCGAGCUUCCGGAUGUCUCUCGAUUGGAUCGCUUGCCAGCGCCCCUGAUGAUGAUGACUUAAAGGUGGGCAUCAUUGGCGGUGGCCAUCUUGGGAAGCAGCUGGCUCGUGUACUGCUUCAGCUUGUCCCUGUCCCUGCUGAGAAGUUGCGGAUCUCCACUCGGAGGCCAGAAGUUCUGGAUGAGUUCCAGAAACUGGGAAUCCAGUGCUUUUACGGUAACACUUAUCUGGCGGGCUGGGCCAAUGUGGUAUUCCUCUGCUGCCUGCCCUCUCAGCUGCCCAGUAUCUGCACGGACAUACAAACCAGCUUGGAAAAAGCCUGCAUCGUGUACAGCUUUGUAGCUGCCAUCCCAAUACCCAGGUUGAAAAGCCUACUAAACCACACCAAUAUCCUGCGGCCUCAGUAUCAGUGUUUAGAAGGUUUUGCCAAUGUCUGGGGGGCCAAUAAGGAAAUCGUAGUGGCUCUUCAGGAUCCCGUGGUUCUUCAGGCUACCUGCCCCUACAGUUCUGCUGGCGGAAUAAUCCUCAAUAUCAAGUGGUUGGAGGGGGUGUUCUAUGCAGCUCUAAACAUCUGUACGGCAAAGGCCAUGCGUCACUCACAAGCGCUGCAGCUUCUGAAUGAGCUGUUCCUCUCUGUGCACUUUGAGGACUGUGGUGAGGACAGAGCAUCUUGCCCAAAAUUUCAAUUACGGGAUUUUGUCAGCAAAGUCUAUGCUGAGAACCUGCCUCACAAAAGGACUCUCCCCUGGUUUGAUCUGACUGCUGUGCAACUCGGGAAAACUCCUUUUAGCCAGCACCUCUUAACCUGCCCUGCUCUCCAGCGCCACCUUACCCAUCUGUACUGUGAUUCGUUUGGCAUCCCCCUAACCAAAGGACAGCAGCCCGAGGCUUCCACAGGCUCUCCAUCCCAGUGA